Messenger RNA from Spodoptera littoralis (African cotton leafworm), 1404 nucleotides. The record is from the annotation of a GenBank genome assembly. NCBI's taxonomy places the organism in Eukaryota, Metazoa, Arthropoda, Insecta, Lepidoptera, Noctuidae.
AUGUCUUCCACAUCGUCCAGUGAUUGUGAAAAUUGUGAUUGCUCUCAAUGCACUUAUUUACUUGAAGAUAAACGCAACAGCUGCAUGUUUUAUCAUGGAAAGUCCAAGGUAACCAGUCGACGGGGCCCUACGUUUACCACUAUGGCUCAUCCUUUAGUAUACUACGCUGAAUUACCCCGGUCUCAAAACAGGUGCAAAACAUGCGUACCCAAGAAAGAGAAUUGUUUUGUGAAAGCUUUCAAAUGGUACACUCAGGAACGUAUACCAGAAAGGUAUGACUUUAACCCGGAAGUGACCAGUUUCGCCGAUUGGUUGGAUAAUAAAUACAUUGAGUACCUGUGUGAGAAUCGACAGAACCAGUGUUACGAGCUGAAGAUACAGAAGACGACAACCGUAGAAGAAAUUGUUCCUUGUGCAAUACGUGACCCGUGUACUAGAAAAUUUUCGCGAAUCAAAAGCCCAUGGAAAAAACGUAGACAUCCAUGUAACAACGCAGAUUUCCCUGAAAAGGGCCAUAAUCAAAGCUGUGAAUUUAUAUUGCAACCGAAGGAUUUGACGCGCGCUGUAUCUGAAAAUUGCUACCAAACUCCAUCGUCCAACGUUAGAUCCAACGCUACCGUGGCAUCGUCUAAUAUACCCUGUAGUGCAAGAUCUUCUGGGAGAUCACAAAGCCUCAGUAGCGUCUGUGAGAGGAGUGUGCAGAAACCCAUAGACACAAUACCACAAGCAGCACAAGAAGGUCCGAAAACACAGGGAACCUGCGAAUUAUGUCAACAAGAUCAAACUCAACAAGUGCCGUCGAAAUCACGAGCAGUCUGCGCUGCCUGCCAAUUUCCAGAAGAGAUAGUUAUUCCAGUCAAUGUAGAAGUGCAGUGUGAGCCUGCAAAACAAGAACAACAAGCGCCGACCUGUUGCAAUGUAGAUACCGGAAACGCACCGAUUUCGAGACAGGCCAGUAAAGUGUCAAAUGUCCAGAUCAUUCUCUCAGUAGAAAAAGUUCCGUUCAAAAAACAAAAAAGGGAGAAAAAGUUACAAAUAUGUUGUCAAUGUCCUGAAGAGAAUGUAGAGAAGGUUGAUACUAAGCCCCAGUAUCAGUCUACUCAGUGUACAUGUUGUGUCAACGAAGUCGCUCCCAAACGGGAAUCUCAAGAGGUAAAUCAGAUAUUUGGCCCUAAAUCCAUAAGGCGGCAAUCUCAAUCUACUGUAACUGUAGUCGACGGCAAGUGUGAUUGCACAGUGAAGGAAGUAGCGAUAGUGAGCAAAGUCACCUGUGUCACGGAGGACGCCGCACAAACAUCGGACCAUUCCAUAUGCUUCGACAAGGGUGUCGCCGACUAUCCGCUCUUUAUGAAAAUUAUCUGCGCUGAUAAAUUAAACACAGAAUGCACAAGAACAACAUGUUAA